GGGAGAUAUCCACUUAAGGGUUGCAAGUGGGGUAAAUGUUUUGUGGCGCUUACAUUUCGCUCUCGCCUGGGUACAUUGAUACACUCCUGAACUUGCAUCAAUUGCUAUAAUUUUGGCUAUUUUACAUCGACGUUGGGGCAACAUGUCGGUUGCGUCUGCAUCAAUACAGUUUUUUACUCGUUUGUUACGAUAUCGAACGAAAUGUGCCGUUCCGUUUCAUGCAGCAUCUAGGAUUUUAAUAUCACCAUACCUGCCCCAGGUCUUUGGCGGUAAUAAGGUGCUACUGGGCACCUGUGCACAGCCACUCAGGUCAGAGGAGAAGGUGACUGUCUAUUUCAUCAACCGCGAUGGGCGGAAGAUCACCACUUCGAGUGCCAAGGGCGACAGUCUUCUAGACCUGGUGGUCGAACAAAACCUAGAUAUUGAAGGUUUUGGUGCGUGUGAAGGGACCCUGGCCUGUUCCACCUGUCAUGUGAUCCUGGAUCAGAAGGUGUACAACCAGCUGGGGCCCAUCACUGAUGAGGAGAAUGACAUGCUGGACCUGGCCUUUGGCCUCACUGAUACGUCUCGUCUGGGUUGUCAGGUCUGCCUAUCCAGAGAUCUGGAGGGCAUAACGGUCCGUGUGCCAGACCGGGUGAACGACAUGCGGCGGUCUGAUGAUGCUGGACCUACACUGUAAAGCAUCUUGUUGUUUUUACAGUAUUAUACAAAACUAACAUUAAAGUACUAUAUUUAAUGAUUAAUUGCCCUAAAUCGAAAUGCAAUCUGGGUGAUUUUAGGUGUAACUGAUUAAUUGAUACUAUACAAUUCCUAAGAAACUUGGUUUAACAGUACAUUCCUGUUAAGUGCUAUAUUUCCAAUGGUUCUGUAAUUCCACCCCACAGAAUAGUGUACCCUUCCCUGUAGUGGGUUCAUGGUAUUGUUGUUUUCGUUAACAUAUUAUGAGGUGGGCCUUGUAAGAGGCUGCAUUUGUUCCACCGGUUAGUGAGAGUGAGGUACCAAUUUAACUGAUAGUGGUAGCAGUGCCUCAACAAUUGAAUGUGCAUACAGUAGGGGACAGAUUGGAGUGGCAGCAAGUCUUAAAACUUUAAUGGUUUAGUAUUUGCCAUGUUCUUUGGUCUGUUUUGCCCUGCAUUCACUGCCAGUUUAGAAGCCUUUGUUAAGGCCUCUAGAAGUGCAAGUGAUAUACAGUACCAGUCAAAAGUUUGGACACCUACUCAUUCAAGGGUGUUUCUUUAUUUUUACUAUUUUCUACAUUGUAGAAUAAUAAUGAAUACAUAAAACUAUGAAAUAACACAUAUGGAACCAUGUAGUAACCAAAAAAGUGUUAAAUAUAUCAAAAUAUAUUUUAUAUUUGACAUUCUUCAAAGUAGUCACCCUUUUCCUUGAUGACAGCUUUGCACACUCUUUGCACACUCUUGGCAUUCUCAACCAGCUUCAUGAGGUAGUCACUUGGAAUGCAUUUCAAUUAACAGGUGUGCCUUGUUAAAAGUUCAUUUCUUUCCUUCUUAGCAUUUGAGCCAAUCAGUUGUGUUGUCACAAGGUAGGGGUGGGUAUACAGAAUAUUUGGUUUAAAAGAAAUAUCUAUAUAUAUACAGUGCCUUGCGAAAGUAUUCGGCCCCCUUGAACUUUGCGACCUUUUGCCACAUUUCAGGCUUCAAACAUAAAGAUAUAAAACUGUAUUUUUUUGUGAAGAAUCAACAACAAGUGGGACACAAUCAUGAAGUGGAACGACAUUUAUUGGAUAUUUCAAACUUUUUUAACAAAACAAAAACUGAAAAAUUGGGCGUGCAAAAUUAUUAUUGUUCAAGGGGGCCGAAAUACUUUCGCAAGGCACUGUAUAUAUAUAUAUAUAUAUACACACACACACACACUAUCAUUCAAAAGUUUGGGGUCACUUAGAAAUGUCCUUGUUUAAAUAUAUAUAUUUGUAAAUGUAUCCAUUAAAAUAGCAUCACAUUGAUCAGAAAUACAGUGUAGACAUUGUUAAUGUUGUAAAUGACUAUUGUAAUUGGAAAUGGCAGAUCUUUUUUUAUGGAAUAUCUACAUAGGCGUACAGAGGUCCAUUAUCAGCAAACAUCACUCCUGUGUUCCGCUAGUAACCUACAGUAAAUAGCUAGUAACCUACAGUAAAUAGCUAGUAACCUACAGUAAAUAGCUAGUAACCUACAGUAAAUAGCUAGUAACCUACAGUAAAUAGCUAGUAACCUACAGUAAAUAGCUAGUAAGCGAAUGUCAAGUUUUGUUUAUAGAUAAAAUAUUUUGUAUUGUUGAAAUGCUGAAAUAAAAUCGUUUUCCUAAUUAUUAAGAUCAAUGCAUCCACUCUGUAUAUUAUUUCUUACCGUCAUUU
Messenger RNA from Oncorhynchus kisutch (coho salmon), 2350 nucleotides. Its product is annotated as adrenodoxin-like. Gene Ontology annotation, cellular component: mitochondrion. Lineage: Eukaryota; Metazoa; Chordata; Actinopteri; Salmoniformes; Salmonidae. The record is from RefSeq and is a predicted model, not a curated record. Gene Ontology annotation, molecular function: electron transfer activity; 2 iron, 2 sulfur cluster binding. The transcript has 4 exons. Gene Ontology annotation, biological process: P450-containing electron transport chain. Bases 143 to 679 code for a protein of 178 amino acids.